AGGAGCGCUCCGUAGGCCCGGGAGCUCGGCGGGCCCUUGGCGCGUGGGAGCCGCGGCGCGGUGCGGCGCGGAGAGGCCCGGAGGGGCGAGCGGGCAGGGCGACCGCGCGCCGGGGUGGCGGGGUCCGCGGUCGCCGCGCAGCGGGAGCUCCGCGCCGCAUCCCUCCUCCCGGACCCGGCGGGCGGCGAGCUGGCCAGGUGGACAUUCCUGGUGGGCUCAGAAGAGUUUCUACCAUGGAGUCCAUCUCUAUGAUGGGAAGCUCUAAGAGCCUGGAAACUUUUUUACCUAACGGCAUAAAUGGUAUCAAAGAUGCAAGGAAGGUCACGGUGGGCGUCAUAGGAAGUGGGGAUUUUGCCAAGUCUCUGACCAUUCGGCUUAUCAGGUGUGGCUAUCACGUGGUCAUAGGAAGCAGAAAUCCUAAGUUUGCAUCUGAGUUUUUUCCUCAUGUGGUCGAUGUCACCCACCACGAAGAUGCUUUAACAAAAACAAACAUAAUAUUCGUGGCUAUCCAUAGAGAACACUACACCUCCCUGUGGGACCUGAGACACCUGCUUGUGGGCAAAAUCCUGAUCGAUGUGAGCAACAACAUGCGGGUGAACCAGUACCCAGAAUCCAACGCGGAGUACCUGGCCUCACUAUUCCCAGAUUCCUUGAUUGUCAAAGGAUUUAAUGUGAUCUCAGCUUGGGCACUUCAGUUAGGGCCCAAGGAUGCCAGCCGCCAGGUUUAUAUAUGCAGCAACAACAUCCAAGCUCGACAACAGGUUAUUGAACUCGCCCGUCAGCUGAAUUUCAUUCCUGUUGACUUGGGAUCUUUAUCAUCCGCCAAGGAGAUUGAAAAUUUACCCCUGCGACUGUUUACUCUCUGGAGGGGGCCGGUGGUGGUAGCCAUAAGCUUGGCCACAUUUUUCUUUCUUUAUUCCUUUGUCAGAGAUGUAAUACAUCCAUAUGCCAGAAACCAGCAGAGUGACUUUUACAAGAUUCCCAUUGAGAUUGUGAACAAAACCUUGCCUAUAGUCGCCAUUACUUUGCUGUCCCUGGCAUACCUGGCCGGCCUCCUGGCAGCCGCCUAUCAGCUUUACUAUGGCACCAAGUAUCGCAGGUUCCCUCCCUGGCUGGAUACAUGGCUUCAGUGCAGGAAGCAGCUGGGUUUGCUCAGCUUUUUCUUUGCCGUUGUCCACGUUGCCUACAGCCUCUGCUUGCCGAUGAGAAGGUCAGAAAGAUACUUGUUUCUCAACAUGGCUUAUCAGCAGGUUCAUGCAAAUAUCGAAAAUGCCUGGAAUGAGGAAGAGGUUUGGAGAAUUGAAAUGUACAUCUCUUUUGGCAUCAUGAGCCUUGGGUUACUGUCCCUCCUGGCAGUCACUUCAAUCCCGUCAGUGAGCAAUGCUUUAAACUGGAGGGAAUUCAGCUUUAUUCAGUCUACGCUUGGCUACGUUGCUCUGCUUAUAAGUACUUUCCACGUGCUAAUUUACGGAUGGAAACGCGCUUUUGCAGAAGAGUACUACCGGUUUUACACACCGCCCAACUUCGUCCUUGCACUUGUUUUGCCCUCAAUUGUAAUUCUGGGUAAGAUGGUUUUACUCCUCCCGUGCAUAAGCCGAAAGCUAAAACGAAUUAAAAAGGGCUGGGAAAAGAGCCAGUUUCUAGAAGAAGGCUUGGGAGGAACUGUUCCUCAUCUGUCCCCAGAGAGAGUCACAGUGAUGUGAUGAAAUGAGGCACUCACUGGUGCCACAUACACUUCCAUCCAUGCCAUUACUUUAGGACUUCCUCCACGCUCCCUGUGAGUGGACUGUCAGUUUGCUGCAGGAUGAAACCUGGCAAUGAGAUUUCAGCUGAAAUCACGAUAGGAUUUUCUUCAGGUUAUUUUUUAUAGAUGUCACGUUGCAGCCAACAUGCAAUUUUGUAUUCCACACAUAGUGUUACAAUCUAGGAGUAUUUUCCUUUGUGCAACUGUAUCAGUAUUGUUAUUUUAACUGUAUUGCAUAAUCAUGCAGAAAUAUUUGUAGUUAAUAAUAUAGGUGAAAUGUAAUGUUUAGAACACUUGGCAAACUGGCAGAACUUGAAGCUUUUAACAUUUCUCAGUGGAUGUGCUUUUUUCCUGGAGGCUAAAGAUUUUAAUUAUUAUCCAAUUUAAGAUGCAGAAAUGCAUAAUCACAUAUUAUUGAGAAGAGACACAUCACAUCAGUAUCUAGGGUGCACAGGCGCAAUCUCAUACUUUCAUAAAAUGGGACCAGAAGAAUGUCAUUAAUUAUACAAAGCAGUGUGAGUAUAUGAGCACAAAUUAAAGACGAACCUAAAACUGUAUUUCAAAUGCAUUGGAGACAAGAAAUGAAUGCUGCUAAUGCACAAAUUAUGAGUGCUUUAUUCUGUAUCAUGUUACAAGGCAGUUUCAUUUUUAUAUUUAUGUGAGUCAGGGAAAGGACUCAGUGAAACUUGAUCUCUCAAGCUGCAAUUCUGAAUAUAGUUCCAACCCCAGGAACUGUAGAACUGUCCAUUUAUUACAGUGGAAAUGGCAUGUUUGCGCACCAUUCCAUGUCAGUUUGUACGUGUUACUUUGACCAGUCUCGCCCCUUCCUGUGGGAUUGUAGUGAUGUCCACUGAGGGAGUACGGAAUGGUUCUAAACACUGGUCUUGUCCCAUUUAACACUUACACAACAAACCAAUGAGAUAGUUAAUUAUAUUCAUUUCACAUAAGGAAAAACUGAAGGAGAGAAGGUUAAAUUUGCCUGAGGUCACACAGUGAAGAAGUGGAAGGGUGAGCAGCCAUGGCCGGGUAGUCAUUCUUCAUGCUUUAUUCCCUGCUCCACCUCCAUGCAGAACAUUCAUGGUGCCAGUCUAGAUGGUUCCUUCCCUGUAUGAUCACUGACAGUCUUUAGAGUAGGUUUUGUGGACUAACUGUUGAGAUCCUAUAACUCUUAAUCUUAAAAUUCCCAUAAGGUGGCCAUGCCCUGUGCUCUUCCUGAGAAAACUUCCUGUCUUUACUACCAUUCAUUAGGAAGCAGUUUAUCAGCAUAAAGGAUAUUAGAACAAGCGGUUAAUUAUAAAUCUACUCCUGAGACAUGUAAUCUCAUAGAUUAUUCAUAAACUUUCUCAGUGCUGGUCUUCAUAUGCAAAUUUCGUUUUGUUCAAACCUUAGGAUAGACUACAUUUUCUCCAUUUGUCUAUAUCUAUUUUCACCAUAUUAUAGUGAAAGUUACAGACAAGAUGUAAUUAUGUGUAUUCUUCCUAAAAUUGUAUCAUUUCUAAAGUUACCUACUGACUUGAAUUCAACCAUCAAAAAUAAAAGGACUCAUUUUGUGGGACCUGUCUUUCCCACCAGUGUCUUUUUCCUAUUCUUGCAUUGUUGGUCUGGGAAAUCACCCACUAUUCUUUGAUGUUUUCUUAUUGGUGAACUGUGAUAUUGAAUAUCCCAUUUUUAUUAUAUUAAUCCUAAUCACUAAUUUUUAGUAGGAAUUCAAUUCAACAAUGAUGUUUAACAGUAAAUACCUAUAAACUGGGUGUAGUGGCGCAUGCCUUUCAUUCCAGCACUCAGGAGGCAGAUGCAGGAGGGUCUCUGUAAGUUAGAAACUAGCCUGGUCCACAUAGUGAGCUCCAAGAAGUACACACUGAGACCCUGUCUAAGUAUGUACAUGCACAUACAUACAUACAUACAUACAUACAUACAUACACUGUCAAGAACUAGUGAAAACAGCAAUGUGUUUCAACAAGAGCUUACAUCUUAAACUUCAUUCUAAGGCAAUUUAAUGUGAAAAUACAACAAAAUCCUUCUAAAAGUUAGAUGAUUAAAAUAUAAUGUUAUGUGUGUGUGUGUAUGUGUGUGUGUAUGUGUAUGUAUGUUAGGUAGCCAAUAAUAUAAAUUUACUACUAUUAUACAUACAUGGGACCUUUGAAAAUAUGAAAUUAUGUAAAAGCUACCAAUAUAAUACCAAAUGAUACUUUUUAAAGGAUGCUACAAAAGUAGAAUAAUUUUAGUUUUAGUAUAAAUGAACUAAAUAAUAAGUAUAAAUAAUACAGUAAUUAGAGUUCAAAAUGUUGAAAGGAAUCCCAUGGUGCACUUGACUUUUGUGGGGUUUUUUUGUUUGUUUGUUUGUUUGUUUUUACUACUUUUAUAAUUCUUCUUUGUAUUGAUUUCCUCUUGUCUUUAGAGGCGUUUUUCUUGCUUCUGAGGUAAACUGAAUUUCGUUGUUGGCAAAUGGGAGAAGGUGGCGGUGGGAGCUUACCAUGUAAAGAGCAGGCCCAGUGAGCUGUCUCAGAGGGUACAGGCACCUGUAGACAAGCAUGGUGAGCUGAGUCUAAGCCCUACAUGGAUGUGGAAGUCAGGCACUGGCUCCUGCAAGCCGUCCUCUGACAUGCACCCUCAUGCUCUCUCCCCCCUCACUCUGUCUCUGUAUCUGUCUAUCUCACACACACAAACACGCAAAGUAAAUGAAAUGCAAUAAAAAAAUUUUAGGGGGGAGGGAAGGUUUUUAAUAGGGGGGAAAUUUUGUUUCCUAAUACAUGUUUUGAGAAGCAUGAGUAAAGAAAAGAUAGGAAUAUAGAAAAGAAAAGAUAGGAAUAUAGAAAAUAAAAUCUGUCUUCAUCUUUCGUAAAGACAGCCAAAUAAUUUUUCCUAUGAGGAAAAAAGAACAUAAAACAUGUAUCAUGCUGCUCAGCUUUUGUGCAGAUUUCUUGUCUCCUUUAUUAGGAAUAUCUAAAAGCACAUUUAAACAUACAUAUACUCAUAUUAUCAUCUAUUUUUAGAAGAUGCACAGAUGAGAUUUUUAUUUAAAAUUUAAAACAUUAUCAAGGAUGAGUAAAUUUUGAUUAGUCAUCAGAGCUCAUUAUUUUGUACAUUACAGAGGAUGGCUGAUGAGUUCCUAUUAAACUACCUGAUUCUUUUUUAUAAAUUAGCAAAACUUCAAAUCGACUGAAGGAUUUUACUUUCAAAAUUAAUUAUUAAUUUGAUAAUGAGAAAACAUCUUUCUACUUACAGUCAAAUUAUGAAAAUUAUUUUAAAAAGGAGCUUCAAGAAUAUAUUCAACCUGAUCUACAUAAUGAGUUCCAGGACAGCCAUGGCCAUGUAGAGAGACCCUUUCUCAAAUGAACAAACAAAUAUAUAUAUAUAUAUAUACAACUUUUCUAUUAUUUAUCUCUUAUGUAAUAUAACAAAAGUCAUACUUUAAAUUUUGUAUGCCAUUAAGCUAUUUAGUAAUAUAUUCUAUACUGUUCCUUCCCCAGAUGAAGCUUAUUUAUAAGCAUUUCACAUGGCAUUUAAAAUAUAAGUACCAUACGUCUAAUUCAUAACCUCAUUGUAAACAACUAAUUAUACCUGCAUCGGGCUAUAAAGUCCUGCUUUGCAAAGUGCAAGCAGACUACAGUAUAGAAGAAACUGCUUCGUAAAUUCGUGACAAAGCAAGGCUGUACAUAGUGUCGUGCACUUUAGUUCACUCUUACAGUUCUCUGUGGUGUCAGGACAAUGAGGUGCUCAACCUGCCACUGCUCAGAAUUCAUUGCGACAAAUUCUGGGUAUAUCCGGUCUCUGUUAUUAACUCUAAAUAAAAGUACAGCAAUUUAAGUGGAGACAGUAUGUUCUUGUGAACCACAGGAAUGCACGGGUUCUUUUGUACUUUUGAGUGUUACAAAAUGCUUAGUUUUUUGAGGGGUUCUAGCCACAUGACAAAACAGUGUUUUUGUUUAGCCUGGGACCCAUACAAGGAAUUGUUGGGUGGUUUUUAAACUUUACACAUCACUCAAUUUCCAUUGUGCACCGAUCCACAGUGAAGGCAGACUAGGAAUCCUCCUGAUAGCUCAGGGUGGCCCCUGUUAGCUGGAUGAGCUAUGCUAACUCACAAAAGCAGGUGCUUUGUAUGAUUUCCAAAUUGCCAACUUGAAGGAAUGAUUUGCACAGAUUGCGUUCAGGGGCUAACUCACAGCUUCACAGAUGUUCUUCCUCCAUGGUCUCUCUUCCUCACUCUUGAGCUGCUGAGGACGGCCGUUCUCCUGGACCUGGGUGUUGCUGGGAGUGAUCUCUGUGACUGACUGGCAGAGGUGACCCUGUGAGGAGUCCUGGCCUCUGAGCACUCUACUCUAAGGAACUUGGCUUGUGUUCUUCCUUAUGGGCCCUCUGUCUGGCUGAUGAGGAUGUGGAUAAACAACUCUCCCCAGAGGGUCAAGGGAACACUGAGAGACGGCUGAGGCAAGGCUACUAGAAAGCAGACAAACCCCUGCUGCUUCCUGCGUUUAAACCAUCAUAAAUUCAGGUCUCUGUGUUCCGUAAAAAUCUAAACCUUAUCCUUCCCAGUUCUUUGCCGCAGUCCCAAUUUAACAUUCUUGAAUAGGUUAGCCUGUGAUAAUUCUUACUUUUAGAAGACUUUAAAGGAUAGUACACGAUUUACAUUAAAAUUAAGAAGUCUCUUGUUAAUUAAUUAUACUUGGAUUUUGUCUCCAUCUUUCAUCAGCUAUUUUGUAUUGACUCAUAUGAUUUUCUUUGUAUGAAUUUUCCUUGUAAGUGUAAGUGUAUUCAUUUUUGCUAAAGGCCUGUGUCCUGUGAAAUACUGUUAACAAAUUGCACACCAUGAUCUUAUGUCAUUCUCAUAGAUGCCUUAUAAACAUUCAAUAAAAGUAUUAUUUAAAGUU
Molecule: messenger RNA, 6612 nt
Organism: Meriones unguiculatus (Mongolian gerbil)
Lineage: Eukaryota; Metazoa; Chordata; Mammalia; Rodentia; Muridae
Gene: Steap2
Product: STEAP2 metalloreductase
Exons: 5
Coding region: 234-1703 (489 amino acids)
Biological process (GO): copper ion import
Cellular component (GO): endosome; plasma membrane
Molecular function (GO): ferric-chelate reductase (NADPH) activity; cupric reductase (NADH) activity
Source: RefSeq, a predicted model, not a curated record